AUGCCCGAUGAAGACAUAGAAACGUGGGAUGAAGCAGCUGUUGUAAAGGCCAUAGACCAGGCGAGGGGGCUUAUGAGUAAGGCCACCUCGUACAGGUCCCCUCUGUUCUCUUGGGAGGAGGCAAAGUCCAGCCACAGGGACACUUGCAAGGAUAACCAGCAGAGGAAGAGGGCAAUCACUAUGACUGCAAGGACCCAGAAGGCUACUGCCUUCCUCAUCAACAGUUUGCCACUUUUUGUCAACAAGGCUUUACCUUUACCUUUGGACAACGUUCUCUCCCUCAUGGACCCACUUAAGCUUCUUCUGAAAACGCUGGGCAUUUCUGUUGACCAUCUUGUGGAAGAGCUAAGGAAGUGUGUGAGUGAGCUGGGACCAGAGGCCUCUGUGGCCGUGAAGAAACUGCUGGAGGCACUCUCAUAUUUGGUGUGA
This is a messenger RNA of Kogia breviceps (pygmy sperm whale), 429 nucleotides long. It is a transcript of the gene SCGB3A2, whose product is annotated as secretoglobin family 3A member 2. NCBI's taxonomy places the organism in Eukaryota, Metazoa, Chordata, Mammalia, Artiodactyla, Physeteridae. The coding region runs from base 1 to 429 and encodes 142 amino acids. The record is from RefSeq and is a predicted model, not a curated record. The transcript is spliced from 3 exons.